Messenger RNA from Limulus polyphemus (Atlantic horseshoe crab), 486 nucleotides. RefSeq lists its product as uncharacterized. The transcript has a single exon. Lineage: Eukaryota; Metazoa; Arthropoda; Merostomata; Xiphosura; Limulidae. The annotation marks the transcript as partial. The record is from RefSeq and is a predicted model, not a curated record.
GUAACAUUUACCUCGACGGAACACAGUUUGGUGUACCUUGUUGACCCAUCAGGAACGAAGUCUACUACAGAAAGAUUUCAGGAUCUUAAUUAUGACUUUUCUAUAGAUUUAUUUUAUCUAAGUUCUUUUCACGGAACAGAUGCACUAAACGAUUGUUUCGAUGCGUUAGCUAGGGCAUAUCAUCGUACUUUUCGAAAUGGAGAUGAAGUGUGGAACAUUGCUGGAGUUCGCAUUAAACAAACUUCAUGGGGUGAUGUUAGAGUAACAAAGGACUAUGGAAGACGUGUACUUCGGACAUCUCCGACUUCUGGAAACAUAUCCGUAUCCACACCUUUUGUUCACAUGGCAGCUGGGUGUGAACCAGAUAGAUACUUCUUUGUUAGACGAGGAGAUAAAAGAUUAAGUGCUCACGUUGGUGGCCUUAAUGUUAGAUGUGGAAGUCAGAAGGCAGGAUUUGAUGAAAGAGGCAGAUUAGUUCUAGAUUAG